Dunckerocampus dactyliophorus (ringed pipefish) is the source of this 6040-nucleotide messenger RNA. RefSeq names its product leucine carboxyl methyltransferase 1 (gene lcmt1). NCBI's taxonomy places the organism in Eukaryota, Metazoa, Chordata, Actinopteri, Syngnathiformes, Syngnathidae. Gene Ontology annotation, cellular component: cytosol. The coding region runs from base 310 to 1314 and encodes 334 amino acids. The transcript is spliced from 11 exons. Gene Ontology annotation, biological process: C-terminal protein methylation. Gene Ontology annotation, molecular function: protein C-terminal leucine carboxyl O-methyltransferase activity. The record is from RefSeq and is a predicted model, not a curated record.
UUGUAGUAUUUCCGCUCUGAACUUUAACCCGUUAUAGCAAAUAGCAAGCAUGUUGUAGUCCGAGUAGUUUACAUUGGAAUGCAUUGAUAGCUGCUUAAUUUCAUUAUUGAUUAUUGUCGCUGUGAUUAAAUUAUUGUAUUAGUCGAGUAACCAGGAAGUUGUCGCACAUUUAUCUUCUAAAUUGUUGAAUUAUACAACCUGUCGGUGUGUUAGCCGGCAGCUAGCGUCCUGUAGUGGAAAAGAAGAGGACGAGAUUGCGCCAUGGUAAUGUGAUAAUCAUUUCAUUAACGUUGCAUUUAGAAUCUUCCUAUGGCAGCGCGGCACCCCUUCACAGACACUGAUACUUCCGAUGAAGCAGUGAGGGCAACGUGUGACGAUGCUACGGCUUGCAAAAGGUUUGCUAUUAGUAAAGGAUACUGGACAGACCCUUACAUCCAGUAUUUUGUUAGAUCUGUUGGUGAGCGGAAGGCACCUGAAAUCAACAGAGGAUAUUAUGGCCGUGUUAAAGGUGUCAACCAUCUCCUUGAUGCAUUUAUAAGAAAAACAGCAUGUGACUGUCAAGUGAUCAACCUUGGCGCCGGGCUGGACACCACCUUCUGGAGACUCAAGAAUGAAAACCUCUUGCCGAGGAAGUUCUUUGAGGUUGAUUUUCCUACUGUUGUGGCCAGGAAAAUACACUAUAUAAAGACCAAACCGCCCUUAUCCCAGCCUGUCAUUGAAACACACUCAACAGACUCCUUGCUACUAGUUGUACCAUGUGCGCUCAUUUGCUCAGACGCCCACAGUCUUGACUCGGAUCGGUACUGCAUCAUCGGAGCAGACCUCAGAGACAUCGCUGCUUUGGAUGAAAAACUGAAGAAGUUCCAUCUUAACCCAGAGUUACCUACAUUGCUCCUGUCGGAGUGUGUGCUGGUUUACAUGACUCCCGCCCAGUCCUCCAAUUUAGUUCACUGGGCUGCAGACACCUUUCACACGGCCAUGUUCAUCAACUAUGAACAGGUGAACAUGAACGACCGUUUUGGCCAGGUAAUGAUUGAGAACCUGCAGCGGCGUCAGUGCACCCUGGCAGGAGUGGAGGUGUGCCAGUCUCUGGACUCUCAGAAGGAGCGGUUUCUCCGGUUGGGUUGGGAUCACGCUGAUGCUCUGGACAUGGUGACAAUCUACAGUAUGCUUCCUCAGGAUGAAGUGGAACGAAUUGAGCGUCUGGAGUUCCUCGAUGAGAAGGAGCUGUUGCAGCAGCUUCUGCAGCACUACAGCAUCUGCUGGGCCACCAAAGACAAGCUCAGUCUAGGUCUGUCACAGUUGGCAUUUUGAUGGAAAUUGGAAGUCUGCAUUUGGCAUCACAUUAAGCUUAGUAAGAAUCCUAAAGAGCACGAGUGUUUUAUUGCUGCAUCACAAAUUAAUGUGAACAUUUGUAGAAUGACUGAUCUGUUAUGUACCAUUUUAGUUUUAUUUAUUCAUCACUUACUCACGCCUACUUAUUUUAAUAAAUGCUCACUGUAAGAUUAGUGUUGAACUGUAAACCCAUGCACUACUUACAUGCUUUUGCUUUUGAGGUCUUCUUUUAGGACAGGGUAGUUUAAUUGGAAUUCUGUAAGUGCAGUUGAAUAAACUUGUUUUGCUUUAGUUGUGCAUUGUUUUGAAAUCAAACCAUCUCGAGAUCAUACAUUUUAUUAGCCAUUUACAUCAGUGGCAGGCGCGGAUUUAGAGGGGGGUGUGGCCCUGUUUUGAGGCACCCACGAUUUUUUUUUGCCACAAUAAAAGCUAAUAAAAUGAUAAACCAUCCUGGAUUCCAGUCCGAGUGAAGGUACAUGUAUGUCUAAACCGGUACACGUUGAUUUAUUAGCACUGCUACUAGUACCAAGACAGAUCACCCCAGGCCACAGUCAGUCAACUGACCCCAGAGCUAGGCCGGCUGGGGGAGCAGGGGAGGGGAGCCCCAGGGAAUAUUUUGUGGUCUGCUUUUUGGGCCAGGAGGAUGCUACACUGUUCUAGGCUGGCUGUACGUGUAUGGCUUAGUACAUGCUGCACUGUGUAGUGGUAGGUGGUAAGCUGCCAGCAUGCAGGAUAGGGUCAGCAUGUAUCCUUGAUAUCAGUUUGGGCAUUGGGAUGGAGGGUUUAUGAGGUGAAAGUAAUUAAACGCUCUGCUAGGGAUUGCUUCCCAGUGGGAAAUAGACGGCCUUUUAUCUGAAUAGCUGUCCCACAAAAUAUUUACGAUCUCAGACUUUGGUUUACUGACGAACCUAAACACGCAUUAUAUGGUUCUGAUUGGCUAUGAGACAAACUCAAUGAAGCAUGCAGCCAACGUAGCGAUCAUUGUCAAUGAAGGUACAGUCGCUAACCUUCAUCAGUGCACUUUUUUAGUGCGGCGCUUAUUCCAAAUAUAGUGAAACGUCAAUUUCUCGUACCCCUUGGUUCCAAAGGGUGUAAUUCGUAAAUUGAAAAAUUUGUAAACUAGAUCGGGCGUUAAUUUCCAAUACCUAGGCCUUUGGAAAACGUGCGUAAUCAGACUUUUUUCCGUAUUAUUUUGUCAACAACAAACUCAACAAAAAUUAAGGACAUAAAAUUGGCCUCAGAUAUCACCAGAUUGCAGGAAAUGAGGUCUAAUUUAAAAAAUUUUUUUGGGUGAGGGACCCCAGACCCCCCGCUCCAUUUCCAGCGCCACACCCACACACACCCCCUUUUCAAAAAAGCUAGAUCCGCCCCUGAGUGGUCUCCAAAGUCUGGCUCUGGGGCCAUUUUUGGACCAGAGCUCAUUUUUUUUGGCACUUGACAUAGAUCAUAAAUAUUAACUACAAAAAAAUGUCAGUAGAAAUUUUGAAUGGGCCUGCCCUUGCAAUUACCCCCCUGGUACGGCACUACAUUCUUGCAGGUCACUAUGUUAUCACACAACCAUGACACUGGGAUCGAUUUGCCUGCUGUAUUGGUAAUGUCGACAGCGGGAUUGUUCCACCCACCUCUUUUUAUGGUUUGCGAUUGCUCUCCGCAGAACGCAGUGAGUAUUGUUUUCCUCACUUAUUACUCUAUCAAAGUUAUUUUACGGACAAAUGCAGCAUUACCGUGGCACCAUGCUAAUUUUGCUUUGUGUGCAUUAUAAAGUUCAUCAAAAGAAAUACUGUAAGUUUGGUUCAUUGCCUGAAGAAUAUUGUAUAGUGUAAUGUUUAUUUCAGAAUAAAGUGAAGAAAAGGUUAAAGACUAUGUAAUUGUUGCAUUUACAAAAGCUAUGUUUCAUUAAGAGUUGUAAUUUAAGUUUGCUAAACUCUUGGUUUUAUUUUGAAGUUUAAAGAUGAUUUUAUUUUGAAGGGAUGUUUACCGGUCACGAUUACACAAAAUGUUGCACUCUGUGAAUUUAUUUUCAUAUAUCAUCUCCAGAUUACAAGUGUAACCCCGCUGAACCUUUGAAGUGUGAGACGAGAGCAAUACCACUCAGCCAGAAGCACACUUGAAAAUGAUUUUAACGUAAGUUUGUAAUUUUGCCGGCCUCGAUAAAUUGGCAUGUGCAUGUAUGCCUGUUUGUUUUCCUCGUCUCUCUGCACCACACAGGCUGGAUGACAAGAGGGUUCACUCUGCAUGUGUCUGUGCGUAUUGGUUCUAUAGUGGAAUGAAUGGAGAGAGUGAACCCUCCUGUCAGCCUCUUUGUACGAGUGCGUGGAGGCGGGGCUGCUAGUGAGUGGAUACACAGACACAGUGCUAGCAGCAAGUUAGCAAGCAAACACUAAUAUGAAUGAAGGCACAAAAGCGAUGGUUUCUAAGCCGAAUACCACAGCCCCAGUGUUGAUGUGCAGCAGAGCUUUCGUCAUGACAGACGCUUACUAAGGCGUUUGAUCGGCAAAGUACAUAUAAAAUGAAACGGCGAAAAAUGGUGCGAGCUCACUCAAAGUGUCACUUACUAUAUUGCUAAAGAAAUGCAACCUUUCAAUACGGUUGAAAAGCCAACAUUUCAGGAAAUGCUAGAAAUGUUUGACAGACAGUACGGAUUUCCUGUGAGAACGUACAUGUCACAAACAGCAGUUCCUGAACUGUAUAACUGAGUGAAAAAAGACGUGUUGAAGGACAUCAGAAACCUUGCAUUUUAUUCCACCACCACAGUUCCUUGGCACACACAUCAGCGAGGACCUCACCUGGUCUCACAACACCCAACAAAUUCUGAAGAAGUCCCAAAGGAGACUGUACUUCCUGAGAAGACUGAGGAAAUUUGGCAUGUCCACCACAAUCCUGAGUUGCUUCUACAGAUGCACUAUCGAAAGUGUCCUUACCGCCUCCAUCACUGUUUGGUACGGUAACUGUACAACACGUGAUAGGAAGGCACUCCAGCGGGUGAUCAAGACCUCACAGAACAUUGUUGGGGCAGCCCUCCCCUCACUGCAAGACAUUUAUAAAUCUAGAGUCCUACGAAGAACACACAACCUCAUCAAGGACAGCACACAUCCACAACACUCAUUAUUCACACUCCUACCGUCAGGCAGACGCUACAGGAGUUUGAAGUCCAGGACCACAAGGCUGGCAAACAGCUUUUACCCACAGGCCAUCAGGCUCCUCAACGAAGCACUCGCACACGCCGCACGCAACACACGCACACACUCAUAGCACUUUAUUUAUUUAUUUGUAUUAUUUAUUUGUAUUAAUGUCUCUUCUGUUGUUGUUGCUUAAUUUAUUGGUAUUUAUGUUUAUGUGUUUAUGUUUCUUAUGUUCUUAUUCUUUCAUUUGUUUUCUUUCUUUUCUUGGGAGAAUGAACAGAAUAAGAUUUUCAUUGCAUAGUAUAACUGCUGUUGUACUAUGCACAUGACAAUAAAACUCUCUUGAAUCUUGAAUCUUGAUAUGUGGUCCAGCUCAAAUAUCACCUCUGACAUUGGUUGAACAAUACACUAUAUACGGUAACUGCGUGUGUGUUUGUGUUUUUUAUUGGGGUGUUUUUUUCUUAACAAACAGGGUCUAUUUUUGGGUUAUAAUUUUUAAGUAAGUGCAAUUUGUGCUAAAAGAGUGAGUUUUUUUGUGUCUUUGUAAAUUUAUUGUUGUUUAUUGAAAAGCUCUUGACAUUCCAAUUACAAUGUUAAACACUCUUGAGAAAUUAAAGUUUACUGCUUUUGAUACGAUGUAGUCACUAUUUUGCCAUAUAAUUAAUUUUAAAAAAUGGUCUCAAAAAAUGUUGGCAAUAAUAUCAAUGGACAAUUAUCAUCCAGCAAAAUGUAUUAUCAUGACAGGCCUAUGUGUUGGCAUUCACUUUUGUUUCUGAUUAUGGAGAGAAUGAAAAAUAACGUGUAAAAUGUGUGGUCAAUUGACAACAGCUUGUCACAGGCUAAGCCCUAUCUAUGCCCUUCUCAUUCCACUUUCUGCCAUUUUUGUUUAAAGCGGCAGCAGCUAGCUAGCUCGUUUUUGGCCCACAGGCGAGCUACAAGUGGCUAUCACGUUCAUUGGAUACAUCAAUCAUCGAUCAUCAUCACAACUUAUUAAAGUGUCACUUAACAAUCUUGCUCUCCUGUUAUCAUAGUACUCUUGGCUUGUCUUCAAAACACCAGUUGUGUGUCUUAACACGUAGUGUGUCCAGCUUUAAGAGGGGUCUCCAACUGGUAGCUCGUAAGCUACCUAGUUCAGUAUGUGCCUGUACGGGCAUAUUAGGAACACACAGUAGACAAUAGCCGGCUAAAUAUAGCACCACAACAGUCCUUAUUGGCUAAGGCAGAACACGCCCAAUUGUGUCCUGUGUCCUGUGUCCUGAUUGGCUGUAGACAAUUAUCAAUCAAUCCCCCUUUGUGCCGUUUGCUGUUGUGGUCAAUGGUUGCUAGCAAACUAGCUAACUGUGUGAGCUGCUUGCUAACUUCCAAUAAACAAUAGAAGAAGCAUUAGCUAACCGGCUAAAUGAAUCUACGGUUCAAGGAGUAGGGCAAGGGGGAGGAAAAUACGACGGCAGCAGCAAUAUGUUUUAACAAGGUUACAAAAACGCAACAGCCGAACGGCGCCAGGACGAGGCACGGGCAGAGGAAUGAAUACGUGUGAGUUACUUAAUUUCUUGUGUCCAACCUAGAAGAUUGAUCAUUAAAAU